Diaporthe citri is the source of this 609-nucleotide messenger RNA. RefSeq lists its product as uncharacterized. The transcript has 3 exons. The record is from RefSeq and is a predicted model, not a curated record. The coding region runs from base 1 to 609 and encodes 202 amino acids. NCBI's taxonomy places the organism in Eukaryota, Fungi, Ascomycota, Sordariomycetes, Diaporthales, Diaporthaceae.
AUGACACGAUUAUCAGUCUACGGCGCCUCCCUCGCCGUCUUUAUCGCCGCGUCGGCAUUGACCCUCACGUCCAUACUCGUCCCACACUGGGUCAGCAUGGACGUGGAAUCACAAAAUAGCGACACCGUCUACUCCCAACACCUCGGCCUGCACCACUACUGCAACACCGCCCUGCCCGACAAGCCCUGCCGCACGUUCCCCGACGAGGAGAAGGACUGCGACCCCAACGAUAGGUAUUUCUGCUCGAUGUGGAGGACGACUGGCUUCCUCAUGAGCUUCGCGACCGUCGCCGAGCUUGCUACACUUGUCUGCUUUGUUGUGGCCAUCGGCGGAGGUUCUGUCAAGAGGGAGUAUGGCUGGAAGGUCUUGUGCGGCCUUCUGACCGUGGUCUCUGUCGUACAAUUCGCUGCUAUGGGGCUUAUUUCAUUCCUCUACGAUAAAGACGAGUAUUUCUCCGUCCCAGGCUGGAGACUCGACACGUCUUGGAUCCUAUGUACUGUUAGCGCUAGUGUGGCUGCCAUACUGGUUGGUGCCCUGGCAUCAUGCGCCUACUUCCUGCCGCCAGAAGACGAUGGCUACAACUUCCUCGACGACCCCAUCGACGUCUAG